GUUUACAUUUAUUUGAGCGGAUAAAUAAAUAUCAAAAUGAAUAGUUUUAGAUACUGCUGUGUUAAGGGCUGCCAGAACAAAACGAAAACAAUAUCGGCAUCUAAUCUAACGUUUUUUCGUGUUCCGACGGAUAUAGAAAGACGACGACAGUGGUUAACAGCAAUCGACAGAAAAGACUUACUUGAGAAAAAACAUGAAAAUAAAGCUAUAAUAUACUAUUAUGUGUGCUCAGACCAUUUUGAAGAUUCAGAAAUGAUAAUAUCAAGGAGGCUUCAAAAUAAUGCUGUACCCACAAAAUUACCACAAAAUUGUGACGUUACAAAAGACACUGGUAUGGAGUCUAAGAAGGAAGAAUUCACAAAACAGGAAACUUAUAGAGAUAUACAACAUGAACGACCACCACCUUUAACGAAUCUAUCAAAAAACUUAUCACCACUCCUUCCUAUAGGAAAAAGCACACAAUUAUCCACCAACUGUCACACUCCGUUACAACCUACAAAUCAGAAAUAUUACCCGAUCAAACGAGCAACCAGUACCAGCCCUCCACCAUUGUUGAAGCUACCGAAAAAUUGUUUACCAGCCGCACCCAAAGAAAAUAUGUUAGCCACUGCCAACCAACUACAAGAUAAAAUGAACAAUCAACCAGUUUCCAAAAUCGAAGAGUAUCUAAAGCUUGAAAUAAGCGUAUUAUCUGACCAGCAACACGUUUCUACGCAGACAGGUUUAAAUAAAAAAAUAUUAACAUCAAAUAAGUUGCUACGUAAAAGAAAAUUGGUGGAAGAAAAUAGGAUUAUUAAACGUAAACUCAAGCAUUUGGAAAGUGAAUAUUCUAAAUUGAAAAAUGAUCUACAGUCUAUAAAUGCGUCGCUAAAAUCUGACUUAACAGAUGAAGCAACGCAAAAGUUAACCAAACUGAUGGACUGGCAGAAUAAAUUAAAAAAUAAACAUAAAGGCAACCGGUACGAUGCUGAGUAUAAAGACUUUGCUCUGAAUCUGCACUACGCUAGCCCACAAGUUUAUCGUUCGCUACAAACAGUUAUGAAGUUACCGAACUUAAGGACGUUGCGACGGAUGAAAUUAGGCCCUAACAGGAUAAAGAAAACUCGGAAAGACAGACUUACCACACAGGAUAAGGUAGAACAUUUGCAUGUACAAAAUGUACACUGAAUUUUUUUUAUACUUUAAAAAGAGGCAAUUCGGAAAAAGAGUGAAUGUUUUAAAUCGACACAAGUUUUGAAAUCCCUCUUUGCACGUGUAUCGUAUAGUCGAGUUCGUAAAUAUGUGUA
This is a messenger RNA of Leguminivora glycinivorella, 1286 nucleotides long. RefSeq lists its product as uncharacterized. The record is from RefSeq and is a predicted model, not a curated record. The transcript has 2 exons. The coding region runs from base 37 to 1167 and encodes 376 amino acids. Gene Ontology annotation, molecular function: sequence-specific DNA binding. Lineage: Eukaryota; Metazoa; Arthropoda; Insecta; Lepidoptera; Tortricidae.